AUGUCACAGUUACCAUGUGCAUUACGCAAAGAAGUGCCUCAGGAAGAACGCGACUUGUCUGGAUUAUCGCUUGAAAUACCUAACACAAAAUUUCAAUGCAAGAGACUUAAACGUUUCGCGAAAGAGCCUGCCUGUCCCUCCUGCGGAAACUCAUUCAAAGGCAGGUAUGAUAUCCUGCGCAUAAACUUAAAUCUGAGCGACCAGUACAAAUCAAUGAUCCUUGCUGGUCAACGGCCGGACGUUAUUAUUGACAUCUGUUCUAGAGCUAUUUCAUUUUGGAGCUUCCAGCUUUACCAGGAAAAGCUUUACCAGGAAUGGUUGGUGAAAAAGGCACGUGAAAAUGCCGUUAAAACCGAUCAACAAUACGAACAGACGAUCGCGCAGCUGCGCAACGAGGUCGACUGUCUUCUUGUGAAGUUUCGCAACGUUAAGGAGGAGCUUGACUCCGCACUGAAACGUAACGAAGACCUGGCCGAUAAGUACAAUGAAAAAGUUCGGCGAUGUUUGCAGCUGCACAACAGUUACGAGAUGCUGAAACGCAAGGUCAGCACUCCGUCGUUUUGUUCGAUAGCGGCGAAAACGGCAAAGGGAAGUACUGCUGAGUUCAAAAUACUACAACCAGCAAUGCCGAUUUCUUCUGCAUUAGAAGAACCAACAUUCUCCAGCAGAGUUCAGGACGGCGAUGAAAUGUCGUCACCCUUCAUCGAUUCGCAGCUUCAGGUUUUGCGCGAGGACCUCGCAUCCCUAGACGAAAGCCCACCUCAGUGUUGCUCUAAGCUCAAAACAGCGACAAAGGAUGACUUUGUUCUCCGAGCCGACGGUAUUAUGAAGAGGCGUCACAGGAAUAGAAAUACUAGAGGUGCUGUUGAUUCAUCGAAGUCUUUUUUCACGUAA
Soboliphyme baturini is the source of this 894-nucleotide messenger RNA. The record is from the annotation of a GenBank genome assembly. Lineage: Eukaryota; Metazoa; Nematoda; Enoplea; Dioctophymatida; Soboliphymatidae.